Hippopotamus amphibius kiboko is the source of this 507-nucleotide messenger RNA. Its product is annotated as balbiani ring protein 1-like. The record is from RefSeq and is a predicted model, not a curated record. Lineage: Eukaryota; Metazoa; Chordata; Mammalia; Artiodactyla; Hippopotamidae. The transcript has 2 exons. Bases 1 to 507 code for a protein of 168 amino acids.
AUGCCAACGAAUCACUUUGCCUUAAAAAAGCCAGUAAAGGAAACGCCGGCGGAGACGGGAAAGUGGACACGACUGCCCCGACGCGCCCGCGAGCGCUGUGCCGGCGGCCAGUGUCCGAGCGCGUUCCCGCCGCGCGGCCCCAGGCGCCACCCGCGCAAAGGCUGCAGAGAGCGGCCUCAGGAGCCUGACGGCGAGCCUCGCCCGGGACAGUCCGGCCGCCGGGCCCGGAAACGCCCCCGGCCGCCUUGCAGCGGCCCCGAGCAGCGGCGGGCGUCUCUCGGGGGCUCCGCAGCCGGCGCCGAAGGCGAAGCCGCUUCUAGGUUACCUCGGACGGUUCGGCUUCGGGAGGCCGCUCCCUCUUCCCGGGGCUCAACCGCAAGUCACCGCCCGUCCGGCCACCGCUCUGAGGAGGUCAGCUCCCCGUCCCGCGCCUCUCAGAGGCUGGCCCCCGAGGCCCGGGGGUUUGGGAGCGGAGGCCUGGCACCACUAAACUUCGCCUGGCGCUGA